AUAUAUUUUAUAAUAAUAUCAAUAUUUAUUUUAAAUGUAAACAGUACGCAUAUACAAGGGGCAUUUCGUACAACAGAUUUCUUUAGUUUUCUAAUAAAAUUUGGUUUCCAAAAAACAGAUAAACAUCAUCCAAAAGAAACGCAUGGAUAUAUAUUUGGAAAUAUUACAUCGAAACAUAAUUUUACUGUUCCUAUAACAUUUGCUGUGCUUGAUCGUAAUCAUUUUUUAGAAUAUUAUGGCAAUCGUAGUGUAUAUGAUAAAUCGAAAGCUUGUAAAUUAAUGUUUAAUAAAUUAAAUCAAACAGCGUAUAAUUCAAAGUGUAAUCCAACGGGAUUAGGAGAUUUUUUACGACAAAUACCAUGUCCAAAAAAUCAAUUGUGUGCAGAUGAAGAUUCACCUAGUAAUGUUAUUAAAAAUUAUCAAUUUACUUACCAUAUUGAAAAUAGUAAGCAACCUAAGUUUUGGUAUGUUACAAUGGUAGCAUGUUAUCAAAAUUCAACAACAUGUAAAUGGGAACAUUAUGAGGAAUUCGAUAAAGAGGGAAAUAUUAUAUCACGUGAAAUUCAAUAUGAUUUUUGGCUUGUAAAUGGUAAUCCAAAUCAAUCAACAUAUAAUCCACUUGUAUAUCAGUUCUCAUUUGAUCGUCAGAAUACAUUAGAGUUGUAUUUAUUAUUUUGGUUAUGUUAUGAUUUACUAGUUCCGUUACAAUUACAUGCAGCUCGUUUACAAAAACAUCCGGUCACCAAACUUUUUACAACUAGUUUAAUAUUAGAUUUUAUUGCCUUAUGUUUAAUAUUAGUGCAUACAUUAAAGUUUGCAAUUGAUGGUGUGGGAUAUCCAAAUGUCGCUUUGGCUGGUGAUAUUUUUGAUAUAUUUUCUAGAACUACUUUUAUGCUGUUAUUGCUUUUGUUAGCGAAAGGUUGGGCAGUAACACGAAUGGAAUUAUCAUGGAAACCCCUCGUUUUUGCAAUAUGGCUGUGCUAUGGUGUUGUACAUAUAUUACUAUAUGUAUGGAAUUUAACGGAAGUUGAUAUUAUCGAAGAUAUCGAUGAAUAUCAAACAUGGCCGGGCUGGUUAAUAAUUGUGUUUCGUACAUUAAUUAUGUUGUGGUUUUUAUAUGAACUUCGAAUUACAAUGUUAUACGAACAUAAUUCACAAAAAUUAAAUUUCCUAUUGCAUUUUGGUGCAAGUAGUCUUGUAUGGUUCAUAUAUUUGCCAAUAAUUGCAUUAAUUGCAUUACAAGUGUCAGCAUUAUGGCGAUAUAAACUUUUAGUUGGUAUUACAUAUUCAGCUGAUUGUAUAGCAUACUGUGUCAUGGCGCACUUAUUAUGGCCAACGCGUUCUGAACAAUAUUUCCUAUUGGCAGAACGUUCUUGCGCUGAAAUUGAUGAGCUGGAUGAAUUUAAUGAAGCGCCACAUGUGCUAAACAAUUCAACGCCACCAUAUAGUGCAUUGGCAACACCUCCAUCCUCACAAAGUGGUAGACGAUCACUUGAAAUAAAUGGUGAUUUAAAUGACGUCACAAAUGUCUACAUAGAUCGUGAUGAUAAAGCAUUAAUUACUUAA
Molecule: messenger RNA, 1566 nt
Organism: Chrysoperla carnea
Lineage: Eukaryota; Metazoa; Arthropoda; Insecta; Neuroptera; Chrysopidae
Product: integral membrane protein GPR180
Exons: 5
Biological process (GO): response to pheromone; G protein-coupled receptor signaling pathway
Source: RefSeq, a predicted model, not a curated record